Molecule: messenger RNA, 2043 nt
Organism: Colletotrichum orchidophilum
Lineage: Eukaryota; Fungi; Ascomycota; Sordariomycetes; Glomerellales; Glomerellaceae
Exons: 6
Coding region: 1-2043 (680 amino acids)
Biological process (GO): nuclear-transcribed mRNA poly(A) tail shortening
Cellular component (GO): cytoplasm
Molecular function (GO): RNA binding; poly(A)-specific ribonuclease activity
Source: RefSeq, a predicted model, not a curated record
AUGACCGGCAUUACGGACAAGAGCUCGGAAGAGAGACACGAAAACGCAUCAAAGGAACAGUUGUAUGAAUCGGCCAAGAAAAUUGCAUCCAAGUUUAGCGUCUUUGACCUGGGCAUCACCUGUAUCCAACGCCAGCCAGAUGGCUCGUACAAGACCGAGUCCUACAGUUUCAUCGUCAGCCCAUACUUGCACACUGAAACGCGAGCUGAUGAAAAAUUCGUCAACGACUUGGACAGGAGCCUUUCUGUUUCGUAUGGCACUCUGAAGUUCCUGCGGAAGGAAGGCAUCCUGUUAGAGAAGAUUUACGACGACUGCGUACCACACCUCAGCCGCAAAGAUGCCCGCCUGGCAAACGAACGUAUGACGCGGCGAAAAGAGCCGUGGGAUGCCAGGGGCCAUGACUAUGACGAGUACGACGAAGGCCUGUAUCCGUUCUGCAUUUACGUCCAUGACACGAUUGUAAAGUGGCAGCACACCUAUCCGUGGGAGCGAGCGGCAGGGAUCAAGAUUCUCCUACCAAACUCCGGAAGCAAGAAGCGUAUGAGUGUCUACAAACAAAUUGUUCGUAAACAGGCUCAGGAGCUUGUUCCACACAUGGGUUGCCGUCUUUGGAACCAUGGAACGACAGUGAUCAUCUCUGAAUUGGAAGAUGAAAGAGAAGCUAGGAGGCGCGAAUCUCUGCGGGACACGCUCAAGGCAUCUCUGAGCAAGUACACAGGAAUUCGACUGGUCAUUGAAGCACUGGCUGGGGGCGAUUUUGCAGACCUGAUUGAUCCCAGCCUUAUCGUCGAUGCCAUGUCUGGCUGGCCUGGUGAAGCACGAGACUUUUGCCGUGAAGUGCAUGAAUUCUUGCAUCUUCUGUCACCAGAGCAAUCAGAAGGAACCCCAGAAGAUGAAGUCGAAGACCACUAUUGCGAAUGGUGUCUUUCAUACCACGAACGUGGCACAGACUGCCCUGGGUCCUCUUUUAGACAGGACCCCGAAAUCGCAUCGCAGACGAACUUGGCCGCCAAAGACGAGUGUCUCUGUGCGCGGAAGCAAAAACCAUCCAGACACCGAGCUAGGGAUACCGAGAUGACGCCUUUGGUGUAUGAUAUUCAUUGCGAACGUUGCUACCCAGAUCUUGGCAGCGGUCUGCCCCGGGCCGAAGAUCGUUCACAUGCCGCGGGUAUCCGAGGAACCAACUCAGGUAGCCACGACACUGAAUCUAGAAACAGCUGGCGUUCCUCAACCAGCUCAGAGGGAGUGGUCAAUGGAGGAAACGAAGAGAGCGACUGUAGUACCUGGGACACUGGAGCUGAGGCAACUGGCUGGGACGAGUCGACUGCCUGGUACAAUUUGUGUCAAAAUCUUGAAGACCUGUCCACGGAAACGCUCGACGAUAGCGUAGCAGACGCUCUCGAGAAGCUGGAAACUCGGCUACAAACGCGCCGGCCUGUCAUUGUCGGACACAACCAAUUCAUGGAUCUUCUGUUCCUUUAUAACACCUUUAUCGACGACCUGCCUGAUACUUGGGAGGACUUUUCGGCAAAGAUACACGAAUUGUUUCCAAGCAUCUUGGACACGAAGUUGUUGGCCAUCGAGGAUGAGGCCAUCGAGGGCGAAGACCCUUUGAAAGAUCUAUACAACAGGUUCGACCGCGAUAGAACACGGCCAAGCGUCUUCUGGGAAGCAGCCUAUGGCUAUGGACGCCAUGGAACAGCCCAUCAGGCUGGCUUCGACAGUUAUAUGACGGCGGUUGUCUUUCUACGAAUCGCCCAUAAACUCGCCCGCGAGGAAAUGGCCAGCCUCGAGGGCCAAGUCACUACCCACAAGAGCAAAGUGAAGAGAUUGUACGACAGGGAGUGGCUGUCAGCGAUUGGAUAUGAUUCACGUCUUCUGGGGUAUCCGCGAGACUUCAACAGUGGCAAACGGAGAGAGACAAACACUCGGGAAGUGCACGUGGGUCCAAUGCUAUGGGAUAUGCCGACAUUCGACAACAUUCGCAACUGGAUUCGGAUCGCCCCCCGGAAGACGGUCUAUCUUGGUCGGACCAGCUGGUGA